Magnolia sinica is the source of this 4893-nucleotide messenger RNA. RefSeq names its product COP1-interacting protein 7-like. NCBI's taxonomy places the organism in Eukaryota, Viridiplantae, Streptophyta, Magnoliopsida, Magnoliales, Magnoliaceae. Bases 226 to 4182 code for a protein of 1318 amino acids. The transcript has 12 exons. The record is from RefSeq and is a predicted model, not a curated record.
UGGGAGUGAGAGAGCUAAAGGCAGGGGGCGUGUCGGCAAGUACUGAGGUCGGUGUGGCCCAACUCUCAAAUGGCGAAAACUGGUGACAUGGACAGUCCAUCAGAUCUCCCCCACUUCUCCUCUCGCAUCGCAUGUGCUUUUGCACACCGAAAUGAAAAAUCUUGAAAUUCCUGCCUAAUAGAAGAAAUCCGGUUUUUCUUCUUCUUCUCUCUACCUGUCUUCUUGAUGGAUCCAAACACUCGUCUUGAUCAUGCUCUCUUUCAACUCACUCCCACCAGAACCAGGUGUGAUCUGGUGGUGUUCACGGAGAGGGGAAACUGCGAGAAGCUGGCGUCGGGUCUAGUAGAACCAUUCCUUUCCCAUCUACGGUGCGCCAAAGAGCAGAUUUCCAAGGGCGGCUAUUCCAUCACUCUCCAACCCACCACUGAUGUCGCCUCCUGGUUCACCAUUUCCACCCUCCAAAGAUUCGUGCGGUUUAUCAGCACUCCAGAAAUCCUCGAGAGGUUGGUUACAAUAGAAAGGGAAAUUUCACAGAUCGAGAAUUCAAUACGCUCCAAUGACUUCUCAACCUCAGCGCAAGCUUCCGCCACCACCGUGACAGGGCAAACUGAAGAAGGCAACAUAACAUCUGUUGAUGGAAAUAACAAAAAGUCAAUCGUUCUCUCCAAGCAGAAAGGUGAAUCUAAUGGGGAUGAUGUUGCACAAGGAGAAAACUCCAAGUUUCAGCUUCAGCGAAUUUUGGAAACUCGGAAAGCUGUUCUUUGGAAGGAGCAAGCCAUGGCAUAUGCUCGAGCUUCUGUAGCAGGAUUUGAAGAGGAUAAUUUAGAUGAUCUCAUAUCUUUUGCUGAUGCUUUUGGCGCAUCUCGCUUAAGGGAAGCAUGCACAAAUUUCAAGGAACUGUGCAAGAAAAAGCACGAAGAUGGACUCUGGACGGAUGAAUUAGCAGCCAUGGAGGCAUGCCUUCAACCAGAGUUACCUUACACAAGAACAUCAGGAAUCAUUCUUACGAGUGAAAAUAGCCUUACUCAGGGUUGCUUGCCAAAAUUUCAUGUGAAUGACAUCUCUAAUGCACAACUUGAGCCAAAUGGCUCUUCAGAUGCUUCAGUGACUAAUUUGACUGUGAACCAUGCAAGUUCGAACAUUGAUCAAGAUAAUAGUUUGCCGAUGUUGAGUCAGACACCAUCAAUGACCGGAGAGAGUGAUAUUUCUCAUGGGAAAACUCAAGUGCCAAUGUCGUGGCCGAACCAGCCACCUCCAUACAUGUAUAAUUUUCAAGGCUCUGUUGUUCAACAAAUGCCUCCAUAUCAAGCAUAUCCUUUCCCCACUAUGCAAGUCGUUCCUCCGUAUUAUUCCGUGCAUUAUGGAAAUAUGCAGUCACCUGCCAAGGACCCCAAUCAUCGUCCAAAUCGUAACAAGUUAUCCAGAAAAAGUGAUAUGUCCAUGAAUGGAAAAGGAACCGAGACUUCUGAUUUAACUUCAGGAUCUGAAGAUGGAUACUCUGACCAUGGUGAUUCCAUUUCAGGGAAUGAAGAAGAUGCAUAUCUGGAGCAAGAUUUUCCAUCUGACAGGAAGCCUUUAUCAAUAGGACAGCCAGGACAGAAAAAGCUUGUGAAAAAGUCCUCAAAAAUGGUGGUUAUCCGCAAUAUUAAUUACAUUACUUCUGGAGUGAAGGAUGGCAUAUCUGACGAAUAUUCAGCUGAUGGUGAUUUAUUUGAUGCUGAUUCCCUUAAACAGAAGGUAGAAGAUGCUGUUGACUCAUUGGGGAAACAUCAUAAAUCAACUGAACGUAAUUCUAAGAAAAGAGGUAGCCGCAAGCAUCCGGGCGAGUCAAAUAACUCAAAUGAUGCUUGUGACCCAGCUUCAAAAGCAUGUGGAGGGGAGAAAAGAGAUGAAAAUUGGCAUGCUUUCCAGAACCUUCUACUGAGAGAUGAGGAGUCAGGUUCCAACAAGAUGGACCAGGACAGUGGAGGCACUACUGACAGAAGUAAACAGCACCUGGUAGAUGUUCAGGAUGAAUAUUGUGUGAUACGGAGCCCGCAGUUAGGAAAGAUAUCGGACAAUAGCUGUGUAUUUGUUGCUGAAUCAAAGAAGGGGAUUGUUGAAUUGGAUUCAUUCAUUGUAACUGAGAGGGAUGCAAAUCUUGACGAUGCCAGUCACUUGGAAAAUUUUGAAUGCAACGAAAAUUAUUACAGAAAUAUUAAGAAAAGUAACUGCAAUGAUGAGGAGUUACUGUUUUCACAGAGAAUGGAAUCUGGUGGUAAUCCCCAAAAUACUUUAUCUGAUUACACACACGAAGCAGCUGUACUAAAGACUCAAGGAGGCGGAGACUGGUUUAUUAUCACUCCAACAGAAAAAAUGGCAGAUUCAGAGACAACCACAGAACACUCUUCGUUCAAUGGGUAUCAAAAUUCACGAAUAUCAGAGGAUUGUUUCCACACUGAGAAAAGCAAAAAAGAUCUUCUGAUCGAUGACUCUUUUGUGGUCCCAACUAGAACAUUAGUUGGGCAAUGUGAUUCUCAGUGGAGAACAGAUAUGAGCAUGGUUUCGGGCCUUGAACAAGCUGCUCAACAUGAAAAUGGCACCUCUGAUCAUUCAAACAAUAAACUUGGAAUGUCUGGCACCUACGAGCCUGAUGAUUUGUACAUGGUGCUCGAGCGGGAUUCAAGGCUGGAACCUGUUAGGGCAUCUUGGACUCCUGAAAUUGAUUAUACAAUGGAUAUUUCAUUCAGUGAUGCAGAUAAGGGGCACUUCAGUGCUGAAACAAAUGGUCAUGAUGAGUCCACUGACAAUAACAUACUGCCAAACUGUAAGAGCAAUGAUAAUAAGAACAAUGGAGAUCCUGGAAAAAAGAAUUCAAGUAAAGAUGCAAAGUCUAAACCCUUGCGUGGAUCGCUUGUGAAGAACAGGUCCGAGAUUAUAUCAAGAAACAAGAAACCAUCCUCCUUGAGCAGAGAUGCAGUUCUGAAAAGCAAAAUGGAGAAGGAAGAAGAGAGUCGAAGAAAAAAGGAGGAACUACUUAUUCAACGGCAACAGCGGAUUGCUCAAAGAAGUGCGGCUAGUGGUACUCCACCAGUGUCAUCCAAGAGCAGCAAAGUAGAAAGUAAACCUGCACCACGUCCUUUGGAAAAAGACAAGCAAACAUCUCUGCCCGCAAUUCAAGAAACAAAGAAUUUUUCUUCCCAUAAAUCAGAUCCUGCAAGGUCAGCCAAGGAUCACCUUUCAUCUGCACAGAACAAACAUAAGGAAUCUGGUCCAUUAAAAUCAUCCCAACCAAAAAAAAUCAGCAAAACUAUGGAUGAUGCAGCAGCUAAUCAACCUGCAUCAGAGAAAACUAUGUUGCAGAUAGAGCUAAGAGAGUCAAAUCAGAUAUCUGGGAAGGAGAGGCUUCCUGAUCAGAUCAGAUUGUUGUCAGAAAAGACUACAGCUCAGGUAGAAUUAAGCAAGUCAUUUGCAAAUCAAUCCCCAGAUGCAAAUCAGACAUCUGGCCUUGAUACUUCUGUUGAUACAAAGGAGAUGCUUUCUAGCAUGGAAAAAAAUGUGAUGGGCUGCAAUGCUUCAAUACAGAAUGAUAGUUUGCAGCUACAAGGGACAUUGUCUUUCAUAGCAAGUGGACAAAAAAAUAGUUAUCAUAUGUGUACUUUGGGUGAUAAAAGCUGCAAUCAAGAUUGUGACAAUUUAUCAUUUCCAACUGCAGAUCAUUCAAAAGGAUUAGGUUCCUUAAAAUUUGAAGAUGACAGGGAAAGAUCAUCUGCCUCAAUUGCCGAUGCACCUAAAGCAUGCCUGCAGGAUUCUGAAGAGAAAAAAGUUCUUGACAUGUUGGCUUCACAAGCCAAUGGAUGCAUUACCAAUGCUUGCUCGGCUCUAAAUAUUUCUCAGAACUGUCAGAUACUCAUCAGUUCUGAAACAUCACCAACCGCUGGUGAGAAAGCUUCAAAUUCUGCUGAUGUAGAUGUUCAAGAUGGGAAAGGUGCAACACAUGCAAACCUUCCAUCCUCAUGUGAAAUUUCAGAGAUAGAAAUCAUACCUGACUCUGAGUUGACCCCACCUCCUCUAGAUGGUAUGAACUCUGAACUGCCCUAUUCAAGGAAGAAAUGGGCUGGCAAUGAUGGCCAUCCAUCUGCAAAGGGGAUCAAGAAACUUCUUCUGUUUGGUCGGAAAAGCCGCAACUCUGCUGCCUAUUGAUCAGAUCUCAAUUGCUUUCUGUGCUACGAGGGUGACCAUGAUGAAAUACGACCUGGAGAGGAGUGGUGAAGCUUUGUUUCUACUCGUUGAUCUGUACUGCCCAGGUUUUCUACUUCAUAUGCCCCUUGCGCCCACAUUCUCACAAUUCUUAGACACUGUCAGUUCGUGUGAUAGCUUGUUUUCUCCUUUCUGUUGCUGUUUCCACAUCUACAUCUGUGGCUGCUUGUUACAAGGGUCGAACUACAGUCAGUUGUUCAGCAUCUAUGUAUGAUAGGUUAAGAUUGAAUAAUUUAGAAGGAUUCAAGUCUAUGGGUUGUGAUCAGCUAAGGUCUGCAACCAAUGGUUUCUGUGAUGUUUAUUGGAUACGAAUCGAAAACUUGGACACGGCUCUUCAUCAUUCUUCUAUUCCAAUGUUGAAAAAAUAAGGCAUUAGAGACAUUGCGGCCAUUCGGUUCAAAGUGUUGGAGUACUCUUCCAUGGUUUGAAGUUUCCUGGAGGGCUGGAAGGAUGCUGCUAUUAUGGUUGAAUCAUCCUGCAAAAUUCUCUUAGGCGUGGAGCUGUGUUCAUGUCUCCUACCUACAAGUAGCCUAUUUGUUCUGAUAAUUCUUUUGUAUAUUUAUAUAAAAUUUAAAUUUUUUUUUUUACGAUGUGGUGAAUCUAUUUAUUGUUGGGUGAGUUGAUGUCAGUUUGUGUGAGAAGUGAUUGGGCCCC